AUGUUGGAUGGUUUAUCUCCCAAUCCCGCACAAUUUGACAACUUGGUGAUCAACACUUUUUGCAAUAAGAUGCAUUCUCUAAACCCUAAUCUCCGCACUGAAAAUCUUGCCCUUCGUCCCGCCGUCCCUUCCGAUGCGGUUCCUCUCACAGUCAUUUUUGCAAACCCUCUCAACACCCAAUAUGAACCGCACAAGCCAAGCAACAUAACGGUAGAAGAAUAUCAAGGCCGAAUCGCCAAAUGGGAAGACCUGCGCGCCAGCGGGCAAGCCUAUUUUCUCGUCAUAACCCGACGCCCAACAACAGACAUGGGUUUGGCUUCACCUUCCGUCAUCGGCUUCGGUGGCAUUAACGCUAUCUCUACGGACGCUCAGGGCAAGCGAAUUGCGGACUUGGGUGUGUUGAUUGAUAGCUCUGAGUGGAGGAAGGGGUACGGGCGGGAAGCGUUGCAGGCUACGUUGGACUUUGCAUUCCGGAAGAUGGAGGGGGGAGGCAUCGGAUGCGAUGAGGCUUUUUUUGAGACAUUGGCGGUGAAUACACCGUUUCAAGGACUUGCUGAUGGGAUGGGGAUGGCGAAGUGGAAGCAAGUGAAGAGUGACGGAAAGGAAGUUGAAUAUAGGUUCAGCAAACAGGAUUGGGAGGGAUUAAAGAAUAGCUGA
This is a messenger RNA of Clonostachys rhizophaga, 657 nucleotides long. NCBI's taxonomy places the organism in Eukaryota, Fungi, Ascomycota, Sordariomycetes, Hypocreales, Bionectriaceae. The record is from the annotation of a GenBank genome assembly.